This is a messenger RNA of Trifolium pratense (red clover), 1081 nucleotides long. Its product is annotated as haloacid dehalogenase-like hydrolase domain-containing protein At2g33255. The record is from RefSeq and is a predicted model, not a curated record. NCBI's taxonomy places the organism in Eukaryota, Viridiplantae, Streptophyta, Magnoliopsida, Fabales, Fabaceae. The transcript has 4 exons. Bases 52 to 768 code for a protein of 238 amino acids.
AAACCACAUAGAGCAGAGAACAAAAUAGCACCUCAAAAAAAAAACGACUAGAUGCCAUUGCUCUCCCUCUCCACAAAGGCUUUCCUUCUCUUCCCAAGAAUGUCACACACAGCCACCAAAACGCGUCUCAGAGGCGUCGUUUUUGACAUGGACGGAACCUUAACCGUCCCCGUUAUCGAUUUCGUUUCCAUGUACAAAGCCGUACUUGGUGAAAACGAGUAUCAACGCAUCAAAGCUUCAAAUCCUGUUGGAAUCGAUAUCUUGAAACUUAUUGAUCAUUGGUCUCCUCAUCAACAACGUCAAGCUUAUGAUACUAUUGCUCAGUUCGAACAACAAGCUCUUCAUCAUCUCCAAAUCAUGCCUGGUGCUUCUGAGCUUUGUAAUCUUCUUGAUUCCAAGAAGAUUAGGAGGGGUUUGAUUACUCGUAAUAUGAAGUCUGCUGUUGAUUUAUUCCACCAACGCUUUGGGAUUACAUUUUCUCCAGCAUUAAGCAGGGAGUUUCGUCCUUAUAAACCUGAUCCAGCUCCACUACUGCAUAUUUGUUCUCUUUGGGAAGUUCAACCAAAUGAAGUAAUAAUGGUUGGGGAUAGCCUUAAAGAUGAUAUUGCUUGUGGAGGGCGAGCAGGAGCACAUACAUGUCUGCUUGAUCAAACUGGAAGAUACAAUGCUCCUGAGUAUGCUAAUGUCGAUUUCAAACCAGAUUUCAAGGUAACUUCCCUCGCUGAAGUUUAUUCACUUCUGGAGACAAAUUUUGAAUUGUCACCAUGAUGCCAAGUUUUGUUUGCGCGGAACAUUUAUUUUGUGGUUUAUGAUAUAAGAAUCUGGAGGUGACAUACAUUUGGGGCUAGUUUUAUUCCCCACCUUCUGUAAGGUCAUGAAAAAAAUCCUUGAAAAAUUUUUGGUUGGAGGAUUUCACGUGUAAUUUUUUAUAAUAAUGUUGUAAAAUAUCUUGGACAGUUGAUGCCAAGUUUUAUUGACUUCUUAGGGCAUGAAUGCCACAAAAUAGUGGUAACUUCCAGAAAUUAACGUCUAUUUUAUUGUAAAUGAUGUUACCUUAGCUUCUUUGGACUUGUGGGUUCUA